Hypanus sabinus (Atlantic stingray) is the source of this 11912-nucleotide messenger RNA. RefSeq names its product LY6/PLAUR domain containing 6B (gene lypd6b). Gene Ontology annotation, molecular function: acetylcholine receptor regulator activity. Bases 648 to 1163 code for a protein of 171 amino acids. The transcript has 7 exons. The record is from RefSeq and is a predicted model, not a curated record. NCBI's taxonomy places the organism in Eukaryota, Metazoa, Chordata, Chondrichthyes, Myliobatiformes, Dasyatidae.
CAGGUCAAGGUUAAAUCGAGGUUGCCGGGCGGUGGUCUUAAGGCAGAAAGGCUGAUCAUUCAAUCACUAAAAAUGACUGCGAGCUACAGGCAGAAUAGCGCCAACAGUGAAUCCUUGCGAACUUUUCCGGCUUGGGGAUAUGCAAAUAUAACGAAGGGGCUGGGCAGAUGCAACCUCACCUGUUGGUGGUGCUUCUCAUUCCCUGUUUCAUGCGCGACGGCGGCGAAGCACAUCGCCUUCUCUCUGCUCCGGUAACGUCCGGGGUUCCUCGGGGGACAUUUGUUUGGACUCUGCUGCUUUCACGGCGCCAUCGAUGAAGCUCAAGAUAUAGAUUUACAAUGGUGGAAGAAAUGAGGAAAGUCAAAACCAUUUCCACCAGAAGCAAGCUGAUCUAAGUUUCCAACAUAGCUAUUAUGGAAUUAUUGAAAAACAUGGGAAUGCCUAGCAUCGUUUUGUCUGUUUUACAAGGCUGAGUUGCUAGCUCAACGCUCAACCCAGUGUGGAUGGAAAGUGUGCAGGGAGCUGGCCAGAUAAGAACUCACCCCAAAGUCCAUACGGAUACCACUACACCACUGCUGGCAAAAUACUGUUGAAUAUCAAGGGGAAAUUGGCUCAGCAGGUGCUGAUCUUUACUGUUAGCAGAUACUAUGCCUGUAGUUCACCGUCCAGCAGUGGCUACCCUCUUCCUGCCCCUCGCCCUUCUAAUAGUUGAUGCAUUCUGCAGAAAUGUGAACUUCCAUAACGUGAGGCCGCCAAAGUCGCCAACUCCAUUUCCAAACAGCUUCAAGUGCUUCACUUGCAACAACGCUUUGGACAAUUACGAGUGUAACCGUUGGGCUGAAGAUAAAUGGUGCCCUCAUUACACGGCGUAUUGCCUUACGGUGCACAGAUUUACAAGUCAUGGCAGGAGCGAAUCAGUUUCAAAGAGAUGCGUUUCUAAGGAGGAAUGCCAUUCUGUUGGAUGCCAUCAUUUCAGGAAAUUUGGUUAUACGGAGUGCAUUUCCUGCUGUGAGGGGAUGAUCUGUAACAUUGAAGUGCCAACGAAUCACACAAACGCAGUGUUUAUGGUGGAACGGAUGCAUGGUUCGCCUGUGUCUUGCAGCAGUGGGAUGCAGAGCAUAACCUGGAUCACAGCACCUCUUCUACUCCUUUUACAGAUCUGAUGCAGCAGCCUGACUGAGUUCUGUAAAUCCAUCAGCCACGCUGUCUGAUACCAGCUGCAGAAGGAAAGCACUGCCUUCCUGAUACUCCCAGAGAUUUACACUCAAAGGAGUGCGAUGUCAUUUUGUGAGUUUAACAGCAUUUGAAGACUGGACAGAACUUAUCAAAUGGGCAAAACUGCUGUCACGAUGGACUCCUGACUUAGCUUCAGUGAGUCCUAACCACCAAGUGAGGAUGUUCAAUGAUAUAUACAGAGCUUUUUUUUGUGUUGAAUCUUGUUUCCUGUGCUAAAAAGUGUUCUGUUUGCAUGGUGAUGUUGCUUUUUGACACCUGGUGAAUACAGACCUGGUAAUCUGUACAUGCAGUUUGGCAAAAGAUGUCUGCAAACUAUUUGGUCACAUUGGAGCAAAUUCUUUUCCGGUUUUUUCACGAUUGUUCCUUUCUGCACCUUGUGGUGCAUUGGGUGGCAACUUUGCUGUUUCCUUAGCAUUUUUCUGUUUUUUGCGAGGCUGAGUUGCUAGCUCGAUGCUCAACCCAGCACAGAUGGAAAGUCUGCAAGGAGCCGUUCGGAUUCGAACCAGGGACCACUCGCCUCUAAGUCCAGUGCAGAUGCCACUACACCACCGGCCAACAAUUGCACAAUUACUGGAGUAGAAACUGCAGACAGAUUUUCUACCAACUGAGGCCAGUGAUUUGAGACAAGUUACAGUUUCUUCCAGUUUAGCCCAGGAAGAAGGCAAACAACAGAGGAAAGCCCGAGGUUGAAUUUGGGAGCUCUUCUGGCCUGAUUUGACAGUAAUUCUUGGAAUGAGGUCAAAAGAACAGUAAUAGAAGUUUUCAAUAUUAACUGUUUGUUUGAUUUUGUUUAAUUUGCUCAAAACUGAACCUUACUGCUGUGGUCUUUGAUGAAGAGAUAUGAGUAAUAACAUGGUAUGACAGAAGGAAAAUAAUAUUUUCUGUUACAAUCAAAGCAUGAAGAUUUUCUUUUUUAGGUCAUAGAAGUUUCUAAACUAGUAGAAGAUGUUGCUGAGAAAGAUUAUUGUGACACAGGCAACAGGCAUGCCUGUUAGAAGCUUGGUACAAAAGCCUUAUCCUGCAUUUACAACAGUCAUUGCAUGUUGAGCCUGAAAUUCUCAAAUGUAGAUAAAUGAGAGGGCUAAAAUUUAAAAAAACGUACUUAUUUUUCCAUGUAUUGGGUGAGCAGCAAUUGGACUGGUUCAGAGAGAGUACUCUCAGGAUAUUUAUAUUAACAUUGAUCAAGCUUGAAAUAGUGGUUAUAUUUGUAUGUAUUUCUCUAGCUUUCUAAGAUAUUAAAUGUAUAAUGUGUGUCUCUCCCACAACUGAUACAUUUCUUAAAUGGUCACCUACUAUUAGAAUAUUUGCUGCUGGAACACUGAACUGAGUGAUCUAAAAAUUUCAAAAACUUGACAAAUAACUUUAGAUUAUGGAAUCAACAACAUCUCAGAAAAAAAGAUCAAGUUAAUGUAAAACCGGAUCAUCUCCUUAAGGCAGGAAAGUAUUAAAGUAUUAAGCAUUAUGAAGAAGUAUUAACAUUCAAUGUGAAAUAACUGCAGAAAGUGAUGUGAAUACUCAAUUGGUCAGGGAGCUUGUGAAUGCUUCUACUUGUCAAAAACUCUUCUGACGCUGCUCGACCCACUAAAUAUUCUCAGCAUUUUCUGUUUUUGGAGGUGUAUAAGAUGAUGAGAGGCAUUGAUUGUGUGGAUAGUCAGAGGUUUUUUUUUCCUAGAGCUGAAAUGGCUAGUACGAGAGGGCACAGUUUUAAGGUGCUGGGGAGUAGGUACAGAGGAGAUGUCAGGGGUAAGUUUUUAUACAGAGUGGUGAGUGCAUGGAAUGGGCUGCCAGCAAUGGCAGUGGAGGCGGAUACGAAAGGGUCUUUUACCUGUCCUGGGCAGGUACAUGGAGCUCAGAAAAAUAGAGGGCUAUGGGUAACCGUAGGUAAUUCCUCAGUUAGGUAGAUGUUCGGCAUGGCUUUGUGGGCCAAAGGGCCUGUAUUGUGCUGUAGAUUUUCUAUGUUUAUUUAGCAAAUAAUUUAAACAUUUUACCCUUUUUUCAUUAUUCUGGCAGCUUCCCUCUUACUUUCCAUUAGUGAGAAAGAUCUCAGCCUGAAAUGUCAACUGUUUAUUGAUUUCCACAGAUGCGGCCUGACCUGCUGAGUUCCUUCAGCAUUUUGUGUGUGUUGCUUAAGAAGGCCCUUCAACAGAGACAUUGUAUUCUUAAUAGGAAAUUAUUUUACAUUGACUACAGGACAGGAUAUGUUUUAAUCCUGCUGUUUUCAGAAAACUGAGUAGGAAUGUAUUUCCGGUAAGUGCAACAAUUGGGAUACAUAGAGACCAAUACAAUUUUGGCCCAAUUAAGCAGCUGCCGCAAUUUGCCAAAGUUUCAUAGAAAUAGGUAAAAAGGUAUAUAAAAAAAACACGACCAUUUAAAUGAGUAACAAAUCAGGUAAUUAAAUAAAAUACAGAACAAAUUAGAACAGUGCCAAUACCACUACAGUACUAUAAAAUUGUAUUAAUUCCUAACAGUUACAGAAGGAGGAAUGCAUCCAGUGUACACCACAGUGUUCUUCUGAUUGACUGUAAAUUAACAAAAUCAGCACUAAUACCUAGUGCAGGUAAUGGACUGCCUUCAUACAGUGCUUUCGAUGAUUGCAUCUCCCAGAUCUUCAUUUUCAUUGUAACAUUCAAGAUGAUUGUAGAUACCUCCAAAUUCUUCACAUGUCCUAACUUGAGUGAAAUAAUUUCAUUUUCACUCCCAGCCAUCUCUGGCAGCUCCAAGCCUGAAAGCUUGAAACCGCAGCGAGCAAACCAGUUCUGAAUUGUCUUCCUGCUUUUUUCUUGCCAGCUUUUUGAACACAAACACACACAACUGAAUGUAUUUUAAAAAACUGUUCACUCUAAGCAUAACGUAGUGUCUUAUGGCCACGCAAGUGCAUGUGACUGUUGCUGGUUAGAAACUGCAGCGAUCUCCUGUCCCAGUUAAGUGGCAUAUUACCAACUAAGUGAAGGGAAUUCUGGCUAUUUUCUCAAUUUAUUUUGUUCUUUGAGCGUUGUCCCAAAUGAGUGGCUACUCUAGUUAACUGAUGCACAAUUAACUGUAAUCCACUGUCAUGGUAACAUAUAUUUACUUUAAAUUAGUUUAUUUUGAAUUUUGAACUUUAAACAUCCACAUGUGUGCCUGGAUAACUUUUUAAAAAUAACCUUGCCAACCUUUAGUCGAAAACAGAAAAUGCAGAGAUAUUCAGGAAGUCAGGCUGCAUGUGUGUGAAGCAAAAUAUGUCAACACUUUCAAAACGUCCACUUGUUUUAGAAAUUACUUGGGCCCUUAUCUCCCAGUAGAGCACAGGCAACCAGUGACGUUCUGUCUCCAUUGUACUCUGAAGCUGAUGGUAUGGUUUGAGUUCAUCAAUGCUUCUGCAAUCCACUUCAUCCACUGUGCAGUGGAUUAGCCUUACAGCUUCACCAGACCCCUGCUGGCAGGCCUUACCCAUUUCCACCUCUCAUGACAGAUAUAGGAUUUGACUUUUGAGAGUAAGUUUUAGUCAUUGCUGUUCUGAAAUCUCUCUCUUUGCUCCUCCAUCCAAGUUGGACUUGCAUCUUGCAAGUCAUGUGUCGUCCCAAUUGCAUCUUCAAAAUUGAACUGCUUUGCAUUGAUGUGUGUUAACUUCAAAUGCCGAUUAUUUGCCCAUUCUGCAGAUAUCCUUCUGUAAUUUGUAAGGAUGCUGUAUACAGAUGCUACUUGACCUGCUGAGCUCUCAGUGCUGUCUGCUUUUAGUUCAGAUUUUCAACAUCUGCAGUCUUUUUGUUUAUUCUCAUUUUCCCUUCUGUAAUUUGUUGUAGUCUUAACUACCUUCCUGAAAUUUAGUAUUAUUUUCAAAUUCAUGAAGAAUAUGCUUGAUUCUAAAUGAUUAAAAUGAAUUAUGAAGAACUGUUGAAUCAGUAUAAAUCUUGUGAGAUACCUGUGGGGUUCUAGGGUGAAAAACUUUUUAAAAAUUCCAUUCCUCUGUUUUCUGUCUGGAAGUCAUCUUGACAAUCCAUGGUGGACAAAAGCAUCCUAACAUCAGGUGAUGCAGAUUGGCACCUUUUCAUCUGUAUAUUCCAUUGCUCAGACCAAUGGUUAGUGCAGUCAUUUCCAAGUAUGUUUGCCAGGAUCUACAGAAAUAGUUGGCACAACCAAGUGAACAUCACUGGCACCUGGUCACCCUACCAUCCCAAUUUUCACAUAGUUUUAAGGCUUACUGUGUUUCAGAUUUAAACUGAAGGGUCUGGAAGGUUUAUUUCCUAUCAAUCAAAAGCCGCAGGAGUCCAAGCUAAUUUUACCUUAAAGUUCCAGAUAUAAAGCAAUUUUAAAAAUGACCUUCAGAUGUUGGUCUUUGGAGCUGUCGUUGGUACAGAGCUGAUACUGGGCUUGAGCAAAGGAACAUGGGUCAAGCUAACAUUUAAGGUCUUCCUGUGACAUUUGCUUUCUUUUGAUGGUUAUUUUUGGAACCAGCUUCAACAUUAAUUGAACCAGCAUUAUGCACAUAAAUUUAGACCCCAAUCCUUACUGGAGAUUUGCAUGGAACUGUGAGGAAUUUUUGUGAAUGAAGAAACUAAGAUAAUGACCAGUGACCAUGCCAAUGACUUUUUGGACCUCUUUAUAGUUGAUAUUUCAUUCUUAUAGUUUAAGAUUGAAAUGCAGUACCUCAGAUAAUCAAAGUUCAAAGUAUAUUUAUUAUCACGGUAUGUAUACAUUGUACAACCUUGAGAUUUGUCUCCUAAGAGGCAGUCACAAAACAAAGAAACCGCGAAAGAAACAAUUAAAAAAAGAACUGUCAAACACCCAAUACAGAGAGAGAGAGAGAGAAAGAAAAACAACAAGAGUAGGCAAAUAGCUUCAGAACUGAAGGUUGAUGUAAGACAGAAAACCAGACAUUGCUGCAGCAGGAGCAGGCCACAGUCUCAGUUCAUCAUAGAGCUGAAUAAAUGUCAAAGGGCUACAGACACGAAGCCAGGCAUCAUUGCAGCCAGAGCAGGCCAAGGCCUCAGUUCAGCAUAGAGAUGAGUAAAUGUUGUGGAUUAGUGAACAGUACCAGACAGAACCAGCCCUCAUCUCGCCUCCGGUCCCAAAAUCCAGACCUUUUCAAUCUGGCCUGGUGCUUAAAUGAUCCAAACAUUUGGUCAUUCCUCACUCUUGGACUGCUCUGGGCAUGGACCCCGCUGCCCCAAUUCUGCCUGUACACGAUCUUUCCAGUUCAGCCCCAUGCUUAAAUUGAUAGGACAUAGGGAUUCCCCUCACUCUUGGGAACGCUACGACUCUGCUUUGACCACACCGUCACUUGCCUCGCCCCUGCCUUUCCGACGCCUCCACCGCUGGCCUCUCUAUCGUUAGCACUGAUCGUUAUGAAUAAAGUGCUAUUAAUAAGGUACUUAGCAGUUUUCUUUGUUUUGUUUUUUGUUGCUGGUAAGUAGUUGCUGGACAUCACCAGUGCUAUCUUAACCAGCUGCUUCCACCAACUAGUAAGACAUUCUUCUCUUUUCUGUCCAUAUCUGUCUGGCUAUUUAAUCUUCUCAAGCAACACCUACAAAAUGCUGCCUGACCUGUUGAGUUCCUCCAGAAUUUUGCGUGUGUGUUGCUUUUGAUUUCCAGCAUCUGUGUACUUUCUCAUGUUUAUUAUUUAAUCUUCUCUUUCAGAAUUUAAUCUAACAUCUAUUACAUAGCAGUUUAUUUGUGAAUGAUUCGUGUGAACAUAGGAAUGAUGAACAGUAUCUUGAUUACUGUUGAAGGCACAUUUCUCCCAUAUUGCCAGUACACUAAUGUGUAUUUGGUGUUGAUAUGAACCAAAGUGAUGUCCUGAAAUUUAUUGUCUAAAAGGAACUGUGAAGGUUGACAUAAUGCAUUGAAAUAUCCACAUGAAUGAUCAAUUUUCAUUUCAAAUCUCAUGAAUUCCCUUGUGCAAAUGAUAAUCAACCAUUUUCUCUGACAGCGUAACCCAGACAAAGUAAGUGCCCUGAUAUGAUUCUUUAUAAUUGUCUUAAAUCAUAAUAUUAACUGAUAGCGGGGCAUUGGGAAUUCAGACUCAAAAGCUUUUGCUUCUGUUUUGGCAGCCAAAUCUUUUUUGAAACACAUGAUCUAUAAUUCCCUUAUUAUAUAAAAAGUAAGAAUUUUAUUUUCCACUCAGACAAAUUGUUAUUACGUUAAACGACUGAAACAUUGCUCAACUUUACUAUAUUACUGGUUGCCCUGGAUACUUGGCAGCUCUGGAGGUGCAGUGAUUUUGAAAACGAAUGACCUAAAUCUGAAGGCAUUGUAAUUAAUAUCUGAACUUGUUUUGCCAAACUUCUGGCUAAUCCAUCAGAUCUGAGUGCUGAACUAUUCUAUUCUAACCAGUGGAAUUGGAGAAAAUGUGGAAAAUUACUCUAGCUGGUGAGAAAUAAGCAUUAAGACAAUUCAGAAUGGUUUUGCUCAAUGCUGUUUCAAGCAUUCAGGCUUGGAGAUGCCAGAAUAGCCAGGAGUGAAACUGCCAUGUUGUACCUUGUCUUUGGACUGGGUGUAUUUUAACUUUACAGACUGAACAUUGUGUCCAGCAAUUUCAGAUAAUAAACAUAAGCUGAUUUAUUUCUAUUUUCCCCAUCUGCUCUACUUCCAUUAUUAUUGUUGCACAGAACUUUUUUUCUCUCUAAUAUUUGUAGAAUUAACCUGUUGGAAUCGAUCACACACAUUGUGACCAUCACAAUGUGGUACUGACAAUGAUCAGAAAAUAAAUCUUUCUAGCUGAAGAAGUGCUUGGUAAACUCAAAUUACCUGUAAUAAAGUGACUGCAAAGAUUAGGUUUUCAGAGAAGUCAAGGCACAGAGUAAAUUGUGAUCCAGAUAGAAUGCACUUCCUUACUAGCACUGGGAAAGAUUCAUCUGUUGUGUUCAAAGGAGAAUUUGAUGAAAAAUUAAAGGGAAUAAAAGAUAUAGGAUAUUGUGGUUAAUUAAUUAAUUAAGUGAUAUUACACCAAGUAGGCCCUUCUGGACCUUCAAGCCAUACCACCCCAGCAACUACACAACCCCAGUUAACCCUAAGCUAAUGUCGUGUGAACAAGUGAAAUAAGUUUCUUUCAUUUGACAAAUGAAAGGAGCAAUCAAUUAACUCAACCUGCUGAAUAUAUUUUCAGUCCCGAAUAUCUCUUCUGCAUUGAAGUUCAGUCACUUUAAUCUUUCCUUAUUGCAGUCAGCCCGCCGAACCGUCAAGGCAAUCCUUCUAUGGAAAGGAGAUCCUCUUCAAUGUGGAACCAUUCCAAGUACAGACCAGUCAGAGUUCCACAAAAACCUGCAAAGUUCGGAGUUCAAAGUAAAUUUGUUAUCCAGGUACAUAUAUGUCACCAUAUACUAUCCUGAGAUUCAUUUUCUUGUGGGCAUUCACAGUAAAUACAAAAAACACAAUAGAAUCGAUGAAAGACCGACCACAGGAUGGACAACCAACCGACGUGCAAGAAAAACAACAAACUACAAAUAGAAAAAGAAAAAGAAAAAAUAAUAAUAGAAGAAGAAAUAAAUGUUAAAUAUCGAGAAUGUGUUACGAACCCCGUAACUGGGUCACUUACCAGCAAAGAUAGAGAGGUCCGUUGAAGUCUGAUGAUACUAUUUUUAACAGUAUUUAUUAGUAAAAAUACACAAAAAUAAUAUCAAUGCAAAUAUACAGAUAAUAUACAUCGUCAAUACUAAAUCUAAAAGUGCAGAUAUAAUAAUAAUCAAUAAGAAAUAAGCUCUAUCGUUGUCUAGGGGAUAAUGUAUUGUCCGAUGGAACUAUAAAGUUCACUCAGUUCAUGCAGGCUGCAGCCGUUGGGGACCGCAGUGUUGCAAUGGUUGGAGAGAGAGAGAGAUUUGGAGAAAAACUUGCCGAUUCCUUUUAUGAUUUCGAUCCGUCAGGAGUCUCGUUGUCGUGGCCUUUCACUUGUGGCCUCUCGUUUAGCUAAACCGUUCUUCCGUGAUGAGCCCGCCACCCUGGCAAGGGAGAUCGCACACGGGCCCUCACCGUCCUUCGCUAUAAAACGCUACCACGGGAUUUCUAGCGUUUCUCCUGGUGCGUCUAAAGGGGUUGUUCCCCAGACCCUCUUUUAUCCUUACUCACGGGGUCUCAGAUGUCAGUCAGGUUGGGAUGAUGCUCUGGUUGUCCCCUGAGGGGUUUCAAUGAAUAGUACAAUACUCAAUACACAAUUCCGUCUCCAAGAGACAAUAGCUGUUAUCAGUGGUUCUGUUUCGCUGAGGCCAGGACACAUUCCAAACCCUGUGUGUUCUGGACGUCUCUCUCUCAUUUCCUGGGUCUCAGACCCAAAUUAAUAGCAAUCUUGUGAUUCUCAAAAAGGAGGGGGCAACUUUGUACCCUUCGGCUCCUCAGAGUUGCUUCACAUUCAUAACAAAUGCGAGAUGAAUAGUGCUUUAAAAGUGAGUCCUUAGCUUGUGGGCAACACACAAAAUGCUGGAGGAACUCGUAUAUGGGAUAAAAAGUACAGUCGACGUUUCAGGCAAAGACCCUUCAGUGUUGGGAUGAGUGAAGUUAUCCCCUCUGGUUCUAUACGCUAAUGGUUGAGGUGUUUCUGAACCUGGUGGUGUGGGUCCUGAGGACCCUGUACCUCCUUUUUAUUUUAUUGAGAUACUGUGCAGAAUAGGCCCUUCAAGGUCAGCAGUCACCCGAUUUAACCCUAGCCUAAUCAUGGGACAAUUUACAAUGACCAAUUAACCUACCCAGUACAUCUUGGCCUGCGGGAGUGCCUGGGGGAAACCUACACAUCCCAUGAUGAGGAUAGACAGCAACUCCAUAGAGAACGGCGGAGGAACUGAACUCUGAACUCAGGAGCACCCUGAGCUGUAAUAACAUUGCACUAACCAUUAUGCUACCACUGUGUGUGAUUAGCUUCUGUAAUCUGGUCGGUUACAUUCUUCCGAGUCAGUUGGGUGCUGGUUCAAAUCCCACUGAAGAGACUGGAACACAAAAAUCCAUCUUGAAACCAAAUCAGCCUUUUAUAACUUAGAAUCACAAAAUGAUGGAGCACAGAACGAGGCUGCCAUGUCUACUGUGCCGUGUCUAAUUUUAACAGCCUCCAGCCACGCAAAGUGAAGUGAGAGUCGGUUCACACACAGCCAUUUCCCUCACCAAGCAAUCAUUAUAACAAUGUAUUUUUUAAUGACAUAGGAUGAGGGAUAAAUAUAAACCAGCACACAGAAGAAAUAUCCCUUGCUCUUCUUCGAAACAAGUCAUAAGUUUAUAUAUACCUGUUAUUCAGGAAUGUAAAAAGUGUCCUCAGCCCAACACUUCACCUAAAUAAAUCACUUUACCACUUCAUCCAAACUGAGAGACCUGGCCCGAAGCAUCAACAGCUUAUUCCCCUCCAAAGGUGCUGCCUGAUUUGCUGAGUUCCUCCAGGAAAUUUUAUAUGUAUUAUUUUAGAUUUCUAGCAUCUGCAGAAACUUUUGCAUUUACUUCAUCCUAAAAACUGCACUGCAGAGCAUCAUUGAGGGGGUGCUUUAUUUUUUGUUCAUGCACUCAAUCCUGGAAGCUAUGGAUGUGGUUUAGAAUGAUUUCUGCUCCAAAACUGAGAAAACCAUGGCUUGCAUCCCAGAGUGAAGCAAACCGAUUCUUCCUAGCAACACCAAUCUUUUAGAAAGUUAUAAUAGGAAAGGAGGGUCGAGGAAAAGGAGACUUCCUGCUUAUGAAAUGUUUGGAGUAUUUAACAAGCAUCCUGCUCCAUCAAAGACCCCGAGUCAGUGCCUUCAGUCCAGUCACAGCAGCUGUAGACUACAUUGUCCGAGUGAGACACUGCAGGAACAUCUGCAUCACCAGUCUUAAAUCCCCCUUGAAGGGUGCCAUGGUAGCCUAGUGGUUAGCCUGAUGCUAUUACAGCUCAGAGUGUGGAGUUCAAAGUUCGGUUCUGCUGCUGUUUUGCAAGGAGUCUCUGUACGUCCUCCCCGUGGAAUGCGUGGGUUUUCUCAGGUGCUCUGGUUUCCUCCCAUAGUCCAAAGAGGUGCCAGGCAGGUUAAUUGGUCACUGUGGAUUGGCCUAUGAUUGGGCUAGGGUUAAUCGGGGUUGUGGAAUUGCUGGGGCAACAUGACUCGAAGGACCAGAGGGGCCCAAGAUGUAAUGGAUUAUUGCUGAUUUGUCUUUCCUAACAUUUCAAAGUCCAAACUUCAAAUUAAAUUUAUUAUCAAAGUGCAUAUAUGUCACUGUAUACAACCCUGCGAUUCAUUUUCCUGUGGGUAUACUCAGCAAAUCUGUAGAAUAAUAACUAUAACAGGAUCAAUGAAAGAUCAACCAGAGUGCAGAAGACAACAAACUGUGCAACUGCAAAUAUAAAUAAAUAGCAAUAAAUAACAAGAACAUCAGGUAAGAAGUCAGUAAAGUGAGAUUGGUUGUGGGAACAUCUCAAUGGAUGGGCAAGUGAAUGUAGUUAUCCCCUUUUGUUCAGAAGCCUGAUGGCUGAGGGAUAGUCACUGUUCCUGAACCUGGUGGUGCAAGUCCUGGGGCUCUUGUACUGUCUACCUGAUGGCAGCAAUGAGAAAAGAGCCUGGCCAGGGAGGUAAAGAUCUCUCAUGAUGAAUGCUGCUUUCCUCCAACAUCGCUUCUUGUGGAUGUGCUCAAUGACUGGGAGGGCUUUACCCAUGAUGUACUGGGCCUUUUGUAGGAUUUUCCAUUCAAAGACAUUGAUGUUUCCCAUGACAUAGAAGUGGGUCAUUUGCCCCAUUCCUUAUUCCCAAUGUAUUUCUUGAGAA